AUGGCAUCUCUGUUUUGUUGUCUCAAAAGCCGUCAGGCGGCCAAGUUUGCUGAUUCGAUGAACCGGGCAGAGGACAUGGCCAAGAAGGAGACAGUGCAGUUCAACAAGGAUAUUCAACAGUCUCUCAUUAACAAGGUGGCCCAAAAGGACCUCGUUGUCCCGCGAGUGGCAGUGGGUCGACACCCCAAGGCAGAAUUCCGAAUGACAGCAGCAGACGAGCAAGACGGAUCAACCGUUACUAUCACGGGAACCAUUCACUUUCAGUGUGCCACGGGGUGUGAAAAGCAUACCACUUGCAGUGGCGAGAACCACAACAUUACCGGGUCGGGUGAAUAUGCCGAUGGGAGUGGCCGUACAAUUGAAAUAACGCAGGGAUCUUGGUCACCGGCAGGCUACUGCUUUUGGAUUGAAAAGAAAAGAGAUGCAUCUAAUACUGGGAAUGAUGAAGCCGAAGACGAUAAGAAGAGUCCAUCGUCUUUUGUGAUUCACGAUUUCGCCCAUGAAGAUUGUCAAACUGUCACGACCUUGGAAGCCAAUGGUAGCAAAACUCGAAGUACUCGUACCUUUCAGUUAUUGGUGGACGACAAAGACGAUAGCAAUACUCCACAGCCUCUCUGUCCAUCAGUAUACACUGCUCUCGACUUGGGCAAGCAUGAAAAAUAA
Messenger RNA from Seminavis robusta, 663 nucleotides. Lineage: Eukaryota; Bacillariophyta; Bacillariophyceae; Naviculales; Naviculaceae. The record is from the annotation of a GenBank genome assembly.